AUGAAGCACUUUGACGAAGAAAAGACUCAAAAUAAAUUUUUUAAUUUUAGUUUUCCUGGCAUAUAUCAAUACGACCGAAGAAAGUAUUAUAAGUUUCCUGUUUUAAAAAUAGAUAAUUUUAAUUUUGAAAGUUAUCCACUUCAUGAUAUUGAACAACCUGAUGAUAAAAUAAAGAUUGCACAAUAUGAUAUUGUAUCAGACAAAACUGAUGCAAAAUUUGAAGAAGAAGAUGAAUAUAAUAUGGAAAGUGUUGAUACAAAUUUCUAUGUUCGAGAUAUAAAUGAAAAAUAUUUGGAAUUUAAGCAAAAGUUACAAAAUCAUAAGGAUAGUCUAAGUUUAGAAGACUCUGAAGAAUACAGCGAUAAUGAUAAAAAACCUUUUAUUUUAUCAUUACCUGAUUCAACAAAUACCGACCAAAAUGAUUAUUCUUCACCGGGAAUAACUAUGAGAGAUAUUGAAUUUUUUCAAAAUUACUAUAGUGGUCAUUCAGCACAAUUGAGAACUAAUGCCGUUUUUCCUGGGACAAUAUGGUGUGGGCCAGGUAAUAAAGCGCCAAGUGAUAAUACUUUUGGAAUUUUUUUCAGAACUGAUUUAUGUUGCCGUGAUCAUGAUCGUUGUUUUGAUAUAAUACCACCACGAACACGAAAAUAUGGACUUUAUAACGAUGGAAUGUUCACAAAAUCGCACUGUGAUUGUGAUUUAGAUUUUUAUGUUUGUUUAAAAAAUGUAAAUAGCUUUGUUUCUAAUAAAGUUGGUUUUGCAUAUUUUAAUGUUUAUAGACCAAAAUGUUUUCGAAAAGAAUAUCCAGUUAUAAGAUGCGUUCAAUGGUUUAAUAAUCGUUGCCAGCUAUAUUUGCUUGAUGAGUCUAGAGAGGAUCGUUAUCAAUGGUUUGACAACAGACAUUUUUAAAUAACAUUAAAGAAUAAAAAAAUAUUGUAUAUGUAUAUUAUUUAGAAAUGUUAAAAUUAAUAAAGUACAAAAAACAAGUA
Condylostylus longicornis is the source of this 989-nucleotide messenger RNA. RefSeq lists its product as uncharacterized. The transcript is spliced from 4 exons. The coding region runs from base 1 to 909 and encodes 302 amino acids. The record is from RefSeq and is a predicted model, not a curated record. Gene Ontology annotation, biological process: phospholipid metabolic process; arachidonate secretion. Lineage: Eukaryota; Metazoa; Arthropoda; Insecta; Diptera; Dolichopodidae.